This is a messenger RNA of Eremomyces bilateralis CBS 781.70, 1539 nucleotides long. Its product is annotated as cytochrome P450. Lineage: Eukaryota; Fungi; Ascomycota; Dothideomycetes; Eremomycetales; Eremomycetaceae. Gene Ontology annotation, molecular function: monooxygenase activity; iron ion binding; oxidoreductase activity, acting on paired donors, with incorporation or reduction of molecular oxygen. The coding region runs from base 1 to 1539 and encodes 512 amino acids. The transcript is spliced from 4 exons. The record is from RefSeq and is a predicted model, not a curated record.
AUGCUCCUGUCCCUCUUCGCUCCCCCGGAGGGUAAGAUUUCCAUUCCCAGCCUCAUCGUUAGCGUCCCCGUCUGCUCCCUUGUCCUCUGGAUCGUCUACUGCCGUACCUUACAUCCCCUCGCAAAAUAUCCCGGUCCGUUCCUCGCCUCGUUUUCUCGGAUCUGGCAGUUAUACCGUGUCUUUCAAGGGGACAUGGACGUCGCGCACCGAGACCUCCACCAUCGGUACGGGCCGGUGAUUCGUAUCGCGUACGACGAGGUAUCAAUAUCAGAUGCUAGUGCGAUAAAAGAUAUUUACAGUGCUGCGGACGUCUUUGCCAAAACAGACUUCUAUACCCUGUUGCGGCCGCCAUUUGCACGGUAUCCCGAUCACUUCAGCAGCACGGACGAGAAAGUCCAUGGCCAGCGUAGGAGGAUUGUCAAUUCGCUGUACUCUAUGACCAGUGUUAUGGAGUCCGAAGGAUGUAUCGACCAGGUUUCCGAGCUCUUUCUGCGCCGAAUGGAUGAUUUGGCGGGGGAAGGGAAAUUCUUCGACCUUGCAACGUGGUUUCAAUUCUACGCUUUCGAGGUCAUAGGUGUGCUCUAUUUCAACAAGAUGUUCGGCAACCUAGAAAACGGGUGGGAUGUUAGCGGUGUCACCACGGCGCUGGACACACUAUUGCCCAUUCACUUCGCGUCGUGCUUCGUGCAACGGUAUCUGCGACCGGUAUUCCUACUUCCCGGAUCAUUGUUUUCCAGAGUUCGAGGGGCGAUCCGAGGUCUUUCCAAGCUCCGUGACGCUUCCCUGGCGUGCGUUGCCGAAAGGAAAAAUCUGGUUCAGGAUGGAAGGAAAACCAGAGCGGAUAUUCUCGACAAAAUGUUCCGGAUCUACGAAGAGCGAGGCAAGGAGCUGGACUACAACGUCAUAGACGUCGAGGUGGAAAUCUAUGCUGCACUGUUUGCCGGAAGCGACACCACAGCUAUCUCUCUCACCGCCAUAAUCUAUCACCUGAUGAAACACCCCAACGCGUACGAUAAGUUGGUGGAAGAGAUCGACAAGGCCACGGACGCCGGCAUCCUCUCGCAGCCCAACAUUCGUCACGAAGAAGCCAUGAAGCUCCCUUACCUGGACGCCUGUUGCAAGGAAGCAAUGCGGCUCCAUCCAGGCAUUGGUUGGACCGUACCUCGAUACGUCCCCAAAGGUGGGAGAACCAUUGUAGGUCAAUGGUUCGACGAGGGAAUAAGAGUCGGCAUCAACCCUGCCGUUACGCAUUUCGACAGGUCGGUCUUUGGCGAGGAUGCGGAUCAAUUCAACCCGGAUCGCUGGUUCCGUGGAGAUUCGGUCAAUAUGGAGAAACACAUGCUGGUGUUUGGCGCCGGUCCUAGAACAUGCAUUGCGAAGAACAUCGCUUUGGCUGAGAUUCGCAAACUCAUUCCGCAGCUCUUGCGUGCCUAUCAGUUGGAGAUGGUGGACCCAGGGAAGGAGUGGAAGAGGGCCAACAUCUGGUUUAAUCGGGUGUCUGGCGUGGAAGUGAGGGCUUCAAAGAGGAGUACAUCGUAA